UCUGGGGGGCAGGAGGUCUGGGUCCCUGUACAGCAGGCCCUUCUUUCUUAGCCCAAACAGGUCAGGAAGAUGCACCCUGGCACCCCAGCCACCUCAGGGCUCCCAGACCCCGAACCCCAAGAGCUGUGUGCCUUCAUGAGUGGGGUGGCUGCCCGAACCCUGAGGACCCUUCAGCCCCGGAAAGCACGGCCCCCCCGGAGGAAACCCAACCACCGGAGAUUCCUCUACAACCAGCUGUGCAGGAGUUUUGCUGACAUCGAGGAGGCCACCCGACACUUGGCUCUGACCAUCCUGUCCCAAGAGGGCCCGGGGCCCCAGGCCAAGCCCCGGCUCCAACGGCCUCCCUCGCCCUUCCUUGGGGUGGCACAGGCCCUGGCUGUUCCAGAGAGCC
Molecule: messenger RNA, 391 nt
Organism: Gracilinanus agilis (Agile Gracile Mouse Opossum)
Lineage: Eukaryota; Metazoa; Chordata; Mammalia; Didelphimorphia; Didelphidae
Gene: CUNH19orf85
Product: chromosome unknown C19orf85 homolog
Exons: 2
Source: RefSeq, a predicted model, not a curated record